AUGUUCGAUAUGAUGAUGACAAGCUCGAUAAGUUGCCAACAUAUCGAAAGUGAUAUUGAUUUUUUUUUUUGUUUAUGUCGAUUCGGAUCGAUUUAUUGUGAAUUUAUUUUCCCGAAUAUGAUGGCCGUCCAGCAAAAUGCACGUUUACUUUUAUUGUCCAAUUCAACAAUGGCCAUGCAGCCAUAUCUUCAAUGGCCUAAAAAUCUAAUCAAAGAUUUUCUUAACGUUUCAAAUGUAAAAGAAAUUUUAUUCAUUCCAUUUGCCGGUGUUAAAAUUGAAUGGGAUGAUUAUUCGAAUAAAGUUAAACAAGCAUUGGAAGAUGAUUUUAAAGUAAAACCAAUACAUCAUUGUACCAAUUAUGAAGAAGCCGUACAAAAUGCAGAAGCUAUUAUGAUAGGUGGUGGUAAUACUUUUCAUUUGUUAUAUAAACUUUAUGAAUACAAUCUUUUGGAAUUGAUUCGAAAACGGAUAUUGGAUCCAAUCAAACCGAUUCCAUAUAUUGGAUGGUCAGCCGGAUCAAAUGUUGCUGGACCAGAUAUUGGUACGACAAAUGAUAUGCCAAUCAUAUGGCCACCAAGUGAUCGUGCUUUAAAUCUAAUUCCAUAUAAUCUAAAUCCACAUUAUAACGAAUGGCAACCUCCAAAUUUAAAAGGUGAAACUCGUAUGGAUCGAUUAAAUGAAUGCGUUUUGAUAAAAAAACGUCCAAUUGUUGCUUAUUCUGAAGGUGUUGCUAUUCGAAUCGAACAUGGCCAACAUCGAAUUAUUGCACCAAAAUUCGAUGACCUCAACUGUUUUUUCGAAAACAAAGACAAUCGAACAGUUAAAGUAUGGACAUUUGAGAAUGACAAAAUUCAAAUCAAUGAAAUUCCACUUGAUGAUUCGGCAACACUAAAUGCUUAUGUUAAAUGAAAAUUAAAAUAAAUCAUGAUCAUAAAAUGAUAAUUUUAUUAAAUCCUUUUGCCUUGACAA
Dermatophagoides pteronyssinus (European house dust mite) is the source of this 969-nucleotide messenger RNA. Its product is annotated as peptidase E. The record is from RefSeq and is a predicted model, not a curated record. NCBI's taxonomy places the organism in Eukaryota, Metazoa, Arthropoda, Arachnida, Sarcoptiformes, Pyroglyphidae. Gene Ontology annotation, biological process: proteolysis. Gene Ontology annotation, molecular function: serine-type peptidase activity.